AUGGAGCCUUUCCACUGCGACCGGGCCGUGACAUCGCUGGACGCAGUGCCGAAAGGGCGCCUGCAGCUGCAUCACCUGCGAUGCACGUUCGGCUACCCUUGUGGACUCAAGUACCCCCACUAUGCCAAGUUCGACGUGCGGCCGGAGGCAUGUCUGAAAGUUGCCAACUUCGUGCCAGGGGACAUCGUCACAAGCUCGCUAGCCAUGGGCACGCGGAGUACGUGCAUCGGCCUCAAGUACAACUCCCAAGAGAAGAAGGUCGAGUUGUGGUUCCACAAUGUGAUGGGUGAAGGUGCCGGCGUUUUUGAAGGGGACCUCGAUCGGGACCUGCAGUUGGUCGGAAAGACUGUGGUGCAGGAGGUGCGACGGGAGGACGUGGAGGGCGGGGCUUCGGACGGCGAGGCGGAGCACGACGAGCAGGAGUGGGUCGACAGCCACCUGGAGCCCAGUCUGUGCUACGCUGCGAACGGUGGCCAGCUCCUGUCAGUCGACACGCGCGCGGAGAUGAUGAAGAAGUUGAAGCUUCCCUUCAAGUCUGGAGACAUUAUCCGAGAUAAAGCAGACGGAGAGCUGAUGACUUGCAUUGGCGUGGCCAAAAACCCUGGGCACGAGGUUGCGCGGCUGCUGCAUGGCAGCUACUUGCCCGUCUGCGUGUGGUUCCACGUGGCCAACUCGGCAGGCGCGGGCAUCCACCCCAAAAUUCACACGAAAUUGGGCAGGCUGCAGUGGUUACGCAACGAGCCCGUCUCCGGCUUGCCGCAGGACGCGCGAUCGAACCCUCAAGUCCAUUCCGCAGGUGCGGCUCCAACUACCACAGGGCAAGCAGCAGAAAACGAAACUGGCAUUCGCUUCGCCAGCGACAAAGCACGUGUGGGACAGAGGGUGACAUUCCGGUUCCUGAGCCACUUCGGGCCGCCAGGCCAGCUUUUCCUGGACAGCCUUCAUUCGGGCGCUGCAGGAGGGGUGGCCGGUCUCCUAGGAGCAAGGGGCCAAUUCAUCUGUGAGCACCUUCAGCGGCUCAGUGGGUGUACAGGAACUCUCUUGGGUUGGAACUCUUGUGGUCAACGGCAUGGGGAAGGCCACGACCUGUCAGAAGGUCGAUGUCGAAUCCGCUUUGACAGUGGCGAGAUGCAAGUUCUGCCCACGGAGGAUGUCUGGAUCUUGAGCAGCACAAGCACGGAUUCCGAGGUGAAGGUUGGUCUGCAGAGGAAGAGCAGCGUGGACGCCGACCUGCUGGAUGCCGACCCAGAGUUGAAGUGGGCCAUCGCAGUGAGCAUGCAAGAGGUUGUUCCCAUUCAGGACUUCAUGCCGCAGAAGAGGACUCAGAGGACACAGGGAGAGAAGCUGCUCAGCGACCAGGUGGAGGAGUUGGACCUUGCUUACGUUGCCCUGUGCACGGAGAACUGGGCAGAAGACCGUCUGCUUGGGGCAGGAGCAUGCGGUAAAGUCUACAAGGGUAUCCACAGAGAUGAUGGCGGGGAAGCUGCACGUUUCGCGGUGAAGCGGCAGUGGUGUCCGGACGACGACAUCGAAGCUCGCCAGCGUCUGGAGCGAAUGAAUCGGGCCGAGAUCGACACGCUGACGCGCAUCAAGCAUCCGAACAUCAUCCGCCUCCUCGGCUACAGCAAAGGCCAGGAGGACAUGGUGCUGAUCUAUGAGUUUGGGGAGCAGGGCAGCCUGGAGAACGCCUUGCAAGAAGACGCGCUUGCAGCGAAGCUGGAUUGGGCUUUGCGCAUCAGGAUUGCGCACGGAAUCUUGGCGGGCGUCCGGCACUUGCACGAACAGCAGCUGUACCACCGAGAUGUCAAGCCUGGUAACAUCGUCCUCAUGGAAGAUUUCACCCCCAAGUUGAACGACUUUGGGUUGUCCAAGUCUUUCCGGGAGGCCGAGUGCGCAGACGAGGUCCCGGAGGGGACGCCUGAGUUCAUGUGCCAGCAGUACGUGAACACUCACAAGUUCGACGAGAAGAGCGAGGUCUAUGCGAUCGGGGUCACCCUCCUUCAGAUUGUCACUGGCAGCACUGACUUGCAGUCGGGGAAUCCUGCGUUGAUCGACCUCCUGGAUGAAAUCGAUCAAGACGCGGCCAAUGGCAGGACAUCGGCUUGCCAGGCCCGUGACCGUCGACCCGACUUCGAGGACAAUCUGCUACCUGUGGUUGAAGCUUUGUCCGACAUGGCGGUGAUGGCUGCGGCUCCAUAUUUGUCUCGAGCUUGGCUGUCUGAGCUCUUUCCAAAAGUGGAGGCAACGGCCGCAAGCUUGGAGAGGAACACAGAACGAUCCAAGCUCCAGACCGACCAGGUGGAGGAGGUGGAGAUCGCGUAUGUUCAGCACUGUACACAGAACUGGGCAGACGAACGAGUCCUCACCAGGGGUGUCUACGGCACGGUGUACAGGGGAGUGGAUGCAGAAGGUCCUGGCACUUGUCUGUUUGCCGCGAAGCGGCUAGAAUGCCAAGACAAAGAACGCCGCGAGCACAUGGAACGUGUGACCCAGAAGGAGAUUGAAAACCUGACAGGCUUCGCGCAUCCCAACGUCGCACGAUUGCUUGGAUUUUCCAAGACCAAGGAUGCGAUCGUGCUUUUGUAUCAGUACGGGCUUUAUGGCAGCCUUCACAACAAUCUGGAAGGUCAUGGCCAAGCCCAGCGAUUGUCUUGGACCGGCCGCACCUGGAUCAUCCACGGUGUCCUUGAGGCCAUCAGCUUCCUUCACGAAGCUGGCGUUUUCCAUCGUGAUGUGAAGCCUGGGAGCAUCGUGCUUGCUGAGCCCUCGAACGCCCAGGACGGCAUGCUGCUCGUUCCCAAGUUGAUCGACUGCGGCUUGUCGCGGUUCCUCCCGCCGACAGAGAAGACGCUUCGCGCAACGACGGGUAUGCCUGUGCUGGGCACUCCCGGCUUCAUGUGCCCAAGGUAUAUGACAACCGGGGUGUUUGAUGCCAAGAGCGAAGUCUAUUCCGUCGGGGUCACCAUGAUCCAGAUCAUCUCUGGUCUGCUGGACUUCUGCAACACUACUCUGCAAGACAUCGUCAACAGCAAGGGCCGCGAGAAGCCCAAGAGAGUUGCAGAGGCCCGUGAUGGCCGGCCUCCUUGUCAGGCCGAGGAUGUCGAAGUGGUACAGCAGUUGGCGAACUUGGCUGCGCAAGCCACGGCCGGGCACGCCAAGCGAUGCACCGUUCAGGUUUUGCGCAGUCAAACCGAAGCACCUGGCAAGCUCAGCUCUCAAACCAGUGUUGUUGCUUAA
Molecule: messenger RNA, 3237 nt
Organism: Symbiodinium natans
Lineage: Eukaryota; Dinophyceae; Suessiales; Symbiodiniaceae
Source: the annotation of a GenBank genome assembly